Molecule: messenger RNA, 1692 nt
Organism: Capronia coronata CBS 617.96
Lineage: Eukaryota; Fungi; Ascomycota; Eurotiomycetes; Chaetothyriales; Herpotrichiellaceae
Product: threonine ammonia-lyase, biosynthetic
Exons: 1
Coding region: 1-1692 (563 amino acids)
Biological process (GO): L-threonine catabolic process
Molecular function (GO): pyridoxal phosphate binding; threonine deaminase activity
Source: RefSeq, a predicted model, not a curated record
AUGGACCUCGACCAUUCCCACGUCAAUGGGACAACCACGCCGUCUACACCCAAGCCGUCUGGACUGGCAUUGACCGAAUACACCGCCAACCCUACACCACCUUCUGAACGAGCAGAUAUCCCUUCCUACGACGUGCCUCAAGAUUUCCUUCUCCCCACGGGCUACCCAGAUUACCUCCGACUUAUCCUGACGUCCCGAGUCUAUGAUGUCGUCUCCGAAAGUCCCCUGUCUCAUGCCAUCAACCUCUCCAACCGCCUUGAGUGCAAAGUCCUUCUCAAGCGAGAGGACCUACUCCCUGUCUUUUCCUUCAAGCUGCGUGGCGCGUACAACAAAAUGGCACAUCUCCCACCCGAGGUACGGUGGAAGGGAGUGAUUGCUUGUUCCGCCGGAAAUCACGCUCAGGGCGUGGCGUAUUCGGCCAGACAUCUCAAGAUCCCCGCUACAAUCGUGAUGCCCGAAGGGACCCCCGCGAUCAAGCACCUGAAUGUUAGUCGCAUGGGUGGGAGCGUGGUUCUGCACGGGCAAGACUUCGAUUCGGCCAAGGAACACUGCCACAUGCUGGAGAAACAAUACGGAUUGACCAAUAUCCCGCCCUUCGAUGACCCCUAUGUCAUUGCCGGACAGGGCACUAUUGGCAUGGAGUUGCUGCGGCAGGCCUCUUUGCAGAACUUGCAGGCUAUAUUUUGCUGUGUUGGAGGUGGUGGCUUGAUCGCUGGGAUCGGUAUCUAUGUUAAGAGAAUAGCACCGCAUGUCAAAAUCAUCGGCGUCGAGGCUUCGGAAGCAAAUGCCUUGGUAGAGUCGCUGAAGGCUGGCAAGAGAGUGCUACUACGGGACGUUGGAUUGUUCGCCGAUGGCGCAGCGGUCAAGACCGUAGGCGAGGAGACGUUCCGAAUAUGUCAAGAAGUCGUGGACGAGGUAAUCGAAGUCAGCACAGACGAGAUCUGUGCUGCCAUCAAGGAUGUCUUCGAGGACACUCGAUCCGUGCUGGAGCCUGCCGGGGCGCUGUCACUGGCGGGCCUGAAGAAAUGGGUCGCAAAGAAUCCCUCGGCAGACGCCAAUCGAGAACUGGUCGCCGUGGCCAGCGGCGCCAACAUGAAUUUUGACCGCCUACGAUUUGUGGCGGAGCGCGCCGCCCUUGGUGAGCAGAAAGAAGCUCUCCUGACCGUGACGAUACCGGAGCGACCGGGCUCUUUUGCCCAGUUGAUCGAAGCGGUGCUGCCACAAGCCGUCACGGAGUUCGGUUACAGGUAUUCGGGUCCUUCUCGGGCACAUGUACUGAUGGGCAUCUCUGUCUCAUCGGCGACGGCGCGGGCCACGGAACUCGAGUCGCUCUUCUCCCGACUUUCGGCUGAAGGCAUGACCGCGACGGAUGUCUCGGACGAUGAGCUUUCCAAAACUCACAUCCGACACCUCGUUGGCGGACGGUCAGGUCUGAAAGACGAGCGACUGUAUAUGUUCGAAUUCCCCGAGCGCCCAGGGGCGUUGUUCAAGUUCCUCCGCACUCUUCGCCCCGGCCAGAACAUCACACUGUUCCACUAUCGCAACUAUGGCGGCGAUGUGGGCAAGAUUCUUGCUGGUAUACAGUGUCCCGAUGCGGAGAGAGAUCAGCUGGAGGACUUCCUGAAGGACAUCGGCUAUCCGUUCAAGGAGUGUACUGACAGUCCCAUCUACAAGAUGUUCUUGCAAGAGUAA